Melanotaenia boesemani (Boeseman's rainbowfish) is the source of this 3776-nucleotide messenger RNA. Its product is annotated as epidermal growth factor receptor. Gene Ontology annotation, molecular function: epidermal growth factor receptor activity; epidermal growth factor binding. Gene Ontology annotation, biological process: cell surface receptor protein tyrosine kinase signaling pathway; cell differentiation; positive regulation of kinase activity. The coding region runs from base 211 to 2076 and encodes 621 amino acids. Gene Ontology annotation, cellular component: signaling receptor complex; basal plasma membrane. NCBI's taxonomy places the organism in Eukaryota, Metazoa, Chordata, Actinopteri, Atheriniformes, Melanotaeniidae. The record is from RefSeq and is a predicted model, not a curated record. The transcript has 15 exons.
GUCAGAGCAGCCAGUGGUUUGUCUUCGCUGCCAAUGCUCGGGCUCAGACUUUUGGAGAUUUCUGCGAGGGGAAGGAACUGCCUAAGUCUGACUUUCUCUGAGAAGGAAAACUCUUCCACUUAACUUGAGGGACGCAAAGAGGUUUCUAAAGUUUUGUCUCAUCUAGUUGGCAUGGAAUGACGCUUUGUCCCCUGGAGCUUCGAAAACACGAUGGCAAGCCGUUUUCUCAAGUGGAUCAGUCUCACCUCUCUGCUCUGGCUGGGCUCCCAUGUUCAGGCUGAAAAGAAAGUAUGCCAAGGUAGCACCAACCGUUUAAACCUUCUGGGGACUAAAGAUGACCACUACCUGAACAUGGUGAAGACCUACAGCAACUGCACUGUGGUCCUUGAGAACCUGGAGAUCACCUACAUGGAGCCACACCGAGACCUGUCCUUUCUAAAAUCUAUUGAAGAAGUGGGUGGCUAUGUCCUGAUCGCCCUCAACACAGCCCCCAGGAUUCCUUUGGAGAAUUUGCGCAUUAUUCGAGGUCAUUCCCUCUAUGAGGGAACGUUUGCACUUUCUGUACUUGCCAAUUUCAACAAAAGUACAGGUCAGGGCACCACCGAGCUUCUUCUGAACAGCCUAACAGAAAUUAUUAAAGGAGGUGUGAAGUUUGACAACAACCAGCUAUGCAACGUGGAAACAAUACAGUGGUAUGAUAUUGUCAAUGCUGACACCAAACCCAAAAUGGACCUCAAGAUGACUAGUAAGAACCCACUCUGUAAAAAGUGUAACUCAAGCUGCUACAAUGGUUCAUGUUGGACACCAGAACAUUGUCAGACGUUUACUAAGCUUAACUGUGCACAGCAGUGCUCGAAGAGAUGCAGAGGACCUUCACCUAGUGACUGUUGCAAUGAGCACUGUGCAGCAGGAUGCACAGGACCCAGACCCACCGACUGUCUGGCCUGUCGGGACUUCCAGGAUGAUGGGGUAUGUAAGGACUCCUGUCCAGGCCUCAUGCGCUAUGAUCCCAACCUGUACCAGCUGGUUCCUAACCCACAUGGAAAGUACACCUUCGGGGCCGCCUGCGUGAAAAGCUGCCCGCAUAAUUAUGUUGUUACUGAUCAUGGAGAGUGUGUGCGGACGUGCAGCGGUAAGACAUACGAAGUGGAUGAAGGAGGAAUCAGGAAGUGUGCCAGAUGUGAAGGACUGUGUCCAAAAGUGUGUAAUGGAAUUGGAAUGGGAAACCUGACCCACACACUGGCAAUCAAUGCCACCAACAUUGGUACCUUUAAAAACUGCACCAAAAUCAAUGGCAACGUUGAUAUCAUCUACACGUCGAUUCAUGGGGAUUCAUUUACCAAAACACCACCCAUGGAUCCUGGCCAGCUUGAUGUAUUUAAAACAGUUAAAGAAAUUACUGGGUAUUUGUGGAUUCAGCACUGGCAGGAUAACAUGAGCUCACUCAGCCCUUUUGAGAAUCUGGAGAUCAUUCGAGGAAGAACAAAACGUGGAAGCCGCAGUUUGGUUAUAAUACAGCUUGAUAUUAACUACCUGGGCCUUCGUUCACUCAAAGAAAUCAGCGAUGGAGAUGUUGUCAUACGCAAGAACAAGAACCUCUGCUACACGAACAAAAGCCACUGGGAGAGGCUCUUCAAAUCAGGAAGUCAAAGUGCUACUGUGCAGGAAAAUUCUGAUGCUGCCACAUGUGCGCUGAAGAACAACACAUGCGAUGCGAAGUGUACCACAGAUGGCUGCUGGGGCCCGGGCCCCGACAUGUGUUUUGGCUGCCGCGAUUACAGCCGUGAUGGGAGUUGUGUUGACUCCUGCAACAUCCUGGAGGGAGAGCCACGGGAGGCAGCUGUUAAUAAAAUGUGCAUGGAGUGUCAUCCUGAGUGUCAGCGCAUGAACGGGACCGCAACGUGCAAGGCGCCUGGUUCUGGAAACUGCACUAAGUGUGCCAACUUCCAAGAUGGACUGUUCUGUGUGCCCUGCUGUCCCCGCGGCGUGCCAGGAGAGGAUGACACCCUGGUGUGGAAAUACGCUGAUGAGGAGAGAGUGUGCCAGCUAUGCCACAAAAACUGCUCUCAAGGGUAAAAGCAGUCAAGAACAGAGAAAUUGCACUACAUUUCUGUGAUACAAACAUCUUUUCUUGUAAUGAUUGCAGAAAUGUAAGCCUAAAGGGUCAACUGUGGUUUUGUUGGCACAGACUAGAAAAAAAAGUCUGUUUUCCAACAUGUUCACACAAUUUAGUAUUUAGAGAUGUUGCAGGCCAUGUGUAACAUGGCCUGCAACAAAUAGACAUUCUUUAUAUCUGUCCCCCAUAAACCCCCCACUAGAGCAGCUAAAGGGAGGGCGCCCAGCCCCUCCUAUACCACCAUGCCAGCUUCAUUUCAUUAAUGUUUUUAACAGAAACUUGGUUAAACCAAGAUAACAACGCAGCCACUCUGAUAGUCAACCCCUCCUAACUUUAGUUUUAUCAGUGAGGUCAGACUGAACAGGAGAGGAGGGGGGGUUGCAGUUCUACUCAAUGAAUCAUUUCAAUGUAAGCAGUUAUCGUUUGGAAAUUGUACUUAUUUUGAAUAUGUGGCUCUUCAGCUAAAAGCUAAAAUUAGAUCAAUGUUUCUGAAUAUAUACCGCCCACCAGGGUACUGUGCAGAAUUUCAUGAUGAGUUUAGUGAACUGCUGGCAUUAAUCUGUGUAGACUUUGACUGUGUAAUUAUUGUUGGUGAUUUUAACAUCCAUGUAGACAACCCUCAGGAUAAGGGGACUAAAGACCUGAGUAACAAUCUGGACAACUUUGGGCUGACUCAGCAUAUAACAGAGGCCACACACACUAAAGGACACACUCUAGAUUUACUGAUCUCGAAGGGUUUGAACUUUUCUAAAAUUACUGUGUGUGAUGUGGGCCUGUCUGAUCAUUACUGUGUUUUCUUUGAGAGAAUGAUUCCUGUUCACACAAAUGUCUCAACAGAGGUCAUCACAAAAAGGUAUAUAGCUGAAACAUGACUGGGAUGUUUAACCAGGUCUUCUCUUCAACACCUGCCCUAUCAGGGGGUUCAGCCGAUGAGCUUGUCACCAGUUUUAAUGCUGAAAUGUUAAGUAUCAUGGAUGCUGUUGCUCCUAUUAAGGUGAAAGUUGUCUCUGGGAGGAAAAGACCUCCAUGGAGAAAUUCCACAUUGGUGAAAAAUGGAAAAAGAGAGUCUCGGAAAGCCGAGCGUAGAUGGAAAAAAACAAAUCUACAGGUUCAUUAUGGCAUGUAUAAAGAGAAACUUCACUCUUAUAAUCUACAACUGAGGAAUGCAAGAAAGUCCUAUUUCUUUGACUUUAUUAGCAAAAAAUAUCAUAAUGCUCGGGUCUUAUUCGCUAUAGUCGACAGAUUAACAAACCCUCCUGUGUCAGUAGCACCUGAACUCUGUUCCAACAAGGCCUGCAAUGAGUUUGCCAAAUUCUUCACAGAAAAAAUCCAGAAUAUCAGACAAACAGUUGGUUCAUCAGCAGCAACGGGUUCAAUAAACAUACUGUGUCCAUUGAAAACCAGCUUAAACACCAUGACACAGUUUAGUCCCAUUAGCAGCAAAGAUCUAGGCGAUAUCAUAAGUGAGUUGAACUCCUCCUCUUGCUGCUUGGACAUCCUGCCCACAGGCCUUUUCAAAAAAGGUCUCAAGAACUCUGGAACCAGAUCUGUUACAGAUUUCAGGUGUCUUCCCAGAACUUCUAAAAAACAGCUGUAAUCAAACCUCUGCUAAAAAGGGACAAUCUAGACAAGACACAAAUGAGCAACUACAGGCCGAUCU